AUGUUGUGGGUAAAGAGCCAGGUUCCCGGAGGCCCUCUUAAGGGAACCUCGUGUUUUGCCAAUGCCUCAUUAUUCUGGGUUUGCAAGGCGAGCGUUGAUUUCGUAGCCUCUAACUUGGGUGUUGUGGGCCUUACCUAUGGAGAUGCACUCCCUAAGUUACCCGAUUUCCCAACUCAGGAGAAAAACAACCUCUGUACUCAGUUACUGAAGGCUCUGGAGCUGAUGAAUAAGGGAAGUUGUCUGUCGCCGGGUGGAGUUGUGGAUGUAAUUACACGACCUCAACGGUUGGGUCUGGAGAAUCCCGAAACUGGAGGGCCAGAUUCUGCCGUCAUCUCAGAUCAUCCGAUUCCUGUUGAUGUGGAUAUCAUAGAUGUUGCAACUCGUGUUGCCAUGGUGCGUUUCCUCAACUCUCCCGGAAUUCUGGCUGAUUUCACCGAACACACUCGUACUCUGCGUCUAUUCCCCCAGCCAGUUGUCACCUUCCAAUACCUCUCCUUCAUGCGAUCUCGACCAGCUAUCUACCCAUUCACUCAAAAGCUUGCCAAAACACAGGCCGUUGAAUAUUUAUCCGAAUGGUGUCUCUAUCCAGAGAAUGAGGUAUUUCAGCGUAUUCACGCUGGUAUCUUCGAUCCGCAGUUGAUUGGAGAUAAACCGAAGUGGUUCUGUUCAGAACUGGUUGCGAUUGACUUCAAAGUUUACGAUGAUAUGGAUAAAUGUCUAAUUCAUCUCGGAUGUUGCAAAAAUCGAAAUCCAUGGGCCGUGGAAAAUGUACCACUGGAACCUUGGAUUCGAGAGAAAAUAAAUAUUAAUUAUCUCCGCCAAAUCGGUGUACUUGGUCAAGCUUCGGCGGAUCACAACCAUCUUGUGGACUAUCGUGAAUUUUUCGUGGCACCAAGAAGCGUGAACGAAGCUAUAGGUUUUGCCAAGGCUAUCAGAGAACGCGCGCGUGACACAGGGAAGAACGAUAGUCGUUCACCGGUGAAUCAUAGUUCUACCCUCCAAAUUAGCGAGGAUCUUCAUGAUGACGCAUUAUCUUCAGCUGAUUCUGAAAGCGAAGGGGAUACUGAUCAAGACGAUGCGGAUAUCUGGGAUCUCAAAGAAACUAUGAAUCUGAACUCAGAAAAGCCAGAUAACCCAAUCACUAAGGAUACUCUGGAAAAUUCACCAUCAGUGGGAAGUAAUCCAGAGAAUGUUAAGCCAACGACAAAUGGAGGUGUCAAGCCCUUGACGGAAGUAAAAAUAUCUAAUUUAUUCAGAAAGGGCUCCUUUCCAUGGGGUUCUAAAGGCGAAGAUAAACCUACCGCGGAAGUUGAUCACCGGAAGGUGGAUCGAGAAGGCGAUGGUGAUGAGUAUGAAGACGGCGACAUUGGAUCACAUCUUUUGAACAACAUAUCAGGUGUCAUUUCUGGAGCUGGAACCGCUUUCUCCAAGUUAUUGACUCAACCACAGAACAUAAUCGAGAAGUCAAAGCAAUUUAUCCAAUCGCCAAAGCUUUCAAGGCUGAAGGAUUCCACGAACAAGUUGAUCACAGAAGCCAAGACAAAUAUGUCUCAGGAGGAACGGAAAUCGUUUUCAAUUUCGGGUAAGGAGAAGCGAAAGGCGUUCAACAGGCUUACUUGGACUUCAUUCGAUGAGAAGAGCUCAGAGAAGCAGGAAAUGCUGAAGCAGUUGACACAAACUAUUUGGUCAGGCGAGAAAGUGGGUCUGCGCACGAAACACGAGGUGCAAAUUCUGAUGGAGGAUGAGCGAUAUCGCAAUUACGCCCUUGUUAAACUUCUCGCUGAAUCUCACAACUUUCAUUAUGAACCAGAGUCUUCGGUGCCCAAUGUGGCUCUGCAAGACACGCCAAUAUUCCGUCAUCUCGUUUGGUUGGCAAAGGCGGUAAUUUGUGGUUACGAGAGAAAUUGGGUGAAUCGGGGCAUCCACGGAGUUGGAAGUGCUUUUCUGCUCCUUGAACUCGCACAUACCCACUUCUGGGACCAAUCUAUAGCCCUAGAGCAUGAACUCAAGGUCUCAAAACAGAGUUGUGAUUCCACUUCAAGGACACCUUGUAGGCAUUGCGUUGAUUUGAUUGAAAAUCUACCUAUUCUCACUGCGUUUGUGCUACUUUUAGCUUCGUUACUUAAAACAACAGCAACUGAAUUGAGACGCAGUAGCUUGGUUACCACAUCAACUGGCGAGGGUCUGCAGGUCCCUUUCUCCCGCCGAAGCUCUCGGGAUCAACAAUCUGAAGUUAUAAUGGUUUAA
Rodentolepis nana is the source of this 2247-nucleotide messenger RNA. NCBI's taxonomy places the organism in Eukaryota, Metazoa, Platyhelminthes, Cestoda, Cyclophyllidea, Hymenolepididae. The record is from the annotation of a GenBank genome assembly.